AACUGCGUAGCAGGCCUGUUGGUGCCUGUCCGUUCUGUCGAGUGCUACAUUUCUUCAUCUCGCCGCCAAUGGACAACCUCAAGGCCUCGUUACUACCGACUCAAGCACGCAAGUGUCUCUUUGGACAACCCGACCACAACGAGACUGAUAAAUAUCUCAACAGUGAACUGGAAAAGAUCAACGAACGUCACCGAGAAAGGUGGAACUUCGAUUUCGAUAGCGAGCAGCCCCUAGAGGGCAACUGGCAGUGGGAAAAAGUCGAGCCAGAAAUGACAACCACCGUCCAGACCGCUGAACGUAUACAGAUGGGAGAAAGCGUGGGGACGGCGAGCGCUGGAGCCUGUGGUGCUAGACCACUUACUCGCGUUGAGAAACGCGCUUCUAGGACACGACAAUCGAGGCGAGUCGAGGAGGAGGCGACAGAGACAGAAAGAGACGCUCUGGGCCUUGCGUCUCGUCUGUUGGGAGAAAAGGCGACGUCUGAUAGGGAAACGACUGGCACUGCAACAACUGCAUCGCCAUCCAAGCGGACCGAGACUGCGCACACUGUCGCAGAGAGCUCACUGAGACAGUCGCCGCGCAGGAAAGCCAGGAGAGAGAUAGCAGAUUACUAUUCGGUCAGAAAGCGGUAUUCCAGCUCUUCGGAUAUGCCGAAGCAGGACACGUCGUCAAAGAAAAAGGCGAACCAAACGCCAACCAGACAAAGCAAACGACUGUCGGAGAAGAAACGUCGAGACGCAAGGCCCAGGUCGCUGAGCUUCGAAUCAUGUUCACCAACGAGUUGUUGACGUCGUUUGCAAAGAGUUCCCGCGUGUAUAACUUGUUUUAUUUGACAGAGAUUUUUCGUAGGUGGUUUGAGAGUAGUAAAUUAGCUUCUAGCCAUUGUGUGGCA
This is a messenger RNA of Corticium candelabrum, 892 nucleotides long. Its product is annotated as cyclin-dependent kinase inhibitor 1B-like. Gene Ontology annotation, biological process: regulation of cell cycle. The transcript is spliced from 2 exons. Gene Ontology annotation, cellular component: nucleus. Gene Ontology annotation, molecular function: cyclin-dependent protein serine/threonine kinase inhibitor activity. The coding region runs from base 69 to 788 and encodes 239 amino acids. NCBI's taxonomy places the organism in Eukaryota, Metazoa, Porifera, Homoscleromorpha, Homosclerophorida, Plakinidae. The record is from RefSeq and is a predicted model, not a curated record.